Molecule: messenger RNA, 2530 nt
Organism: Aspergillus heteromorphus CBS 117.55
Lineage: Eukaryota; Fungi; Ascomycota; Eurotiomycetes; Eurotiales; Aspergillaceae
Product: putative DNA repair protein
Exons: 6
Coding region: 42-2462 (806 amino acids)
Biological process (GO): protection from non-homologous end joining at telomere; double-strand break repair via nonhomologous end joining; interstrand cross-link repair
Molecular function (GO): 5'-3' DNA exonuclease activity; damaged DNA binding
Source: RefSeq, a predicted model, not a curated record
CGAAAGAGCUGCUCUUGCGUAUCGAAAAGUACCCCCAUCGGAUGAACUUCAGUAAAGGCAUUCUAGAGUCACGGCAGCUGCACUACAAACACCUCUCCAAACUUCUCAGACCAAUCCCUUUGAACACGCCAACGGAGAUUGAGCUGACCCCACGAUUGUCGAUCCGAGUCACUCUUCUAGAUGCAAACCACUGCACAGGCGCCGUGAUGUUCUUGAUCGAGGGCGAUGGAAAGGCCAUACUAUACACAGGCGAUAUUCGUGCUGAACCCUGGUGGGUCAACAGCAUCAUCCGACAUCCGGUCCUCAUCCCCUAUACUCUAGGGGGCAAACAGCUAGACCAGAUCUACUUGGAUAACACCUUCGCCCGUCCGGCACAUGUCUGUCACACCUUUCCGUCCAAAGCAGAGGGUGUAGCAGAGCUGCUGCGCAAGGUAGGGUUAUACCCAGCCAAUACUACGUUCUACUUCCGAGCUUGGACGUUUGGCUAUGAGGAGGUCUGGAUGGCACUCUCUGCUGCUCUCAAUUCGAAGAUCCACGUCGAUCGGUACCAAAUGGACCUGUACAGGGCUCUUGUCUCGCAAAAUACCCACGAGGCCCCGUUCCUCUGUGGCUACGCGCUGGGGAAUCAGUACGUCCCCGGCUGUCUCAGCGAGGACGAGCAAUGUCGCAUCCACAGCUGCGAACCGGGCGUCCACUGCUCCGUAGCUGCAUCCAAGAACACCGUCUACAUCGCUCCGAUUGUCAACCGCACGGGCAGCGGUUCAGAAAUGCCCGAAAUAGGAGCCGGUGGGGGAGGCGGCGAUCUAUACCAGGUCCAUGAACUCGAACUUCCAGACCAGUCAACAUUAGAACAGCUGGAAAAGCUCUGUCUCGAACGCAUCCACGACACCCAGGCACUCUCCCAGACAAGACAGGCUCUUGCCGAUGCCUUCCAGUCUAAAAGCAAAGCACUGUCGCUCGACAGCUACGGCAUGAAAGAUGCACACGACAUGUCUCUAGAGAGCCUCGUGAACAUCCUGAGCCGCGGUCGUCUCAGCCAGGAAACCUUGUCCGGCAAUGUAGCUAAACACGCAGAUGAUCUACGAGACAAGCAGGGCAACCUCCUCCCCAAAAUCAUCAAUUUCCCCUACUCGCGCCACUCCUCCUACGCGGAACUCUGCGACUUAAUCGCAGCCUUCAAACCCAAAGACAUCCACCCCUGCACCGUCGACCCCGUCACCUGGGACGAGGACGUAUCCAUGCAAACGCUGUUCGGACACCUCUGUCCGGCCACCUCCACAUUCGCCCACGACCAACAUAUGCGCGAAAUCACAUCCAACGACCCCGACCUGCGCGCGAGGAAACGGGCCCGCUACGAACACAACCACCCCUCUUCUACACAAUCAUCCCAACAAUCAUCCAGCAUGAUGGACAACAUCGGCAUCCCAGACCACCCGAAACUCACACCUACAAUCAUCUCCCAGCCCCAACCACCUGCCUCUUCAGAACGAAUCCCCUCCCUCAACUUAAUCGAAAUCAAACGCACAUCAUCACCACCACUACCACCAUCAUCAACAACAACACCAUCCCAUCCAAACGAACCACUCACUCUCCCCACCCCAACCCCCGCCACCGCCAAAGCCCGUCGCGACGAGAUCCGCCACGCCUGGAACUUCCUUAACAACGCCAGCUCCUCCCAGCGUGAGCUUUACCAGCUCGAUUCCCUCCCGUCUUCCUGGCCUACGGAUGAUGAGAACCCGGCGGUCCCUGUAUCUGAAAUCGAUAUGACGCCUUACCCAGCAGACAAUCCCUACACAGAAGAUAGACCCUACCUAGCAGAUAGUCAACUGGAUGGACCCGCGAGAGAGCUAGUAAUUCCAAUGCCAAUGCCGAUAUCUUCAAGAUCACGCCAUGCUACUACUUCUCCUACUCAGACUCCAACUCCUAUACCCGAAACUCCUAUAUAUGAGCAACAACAACCAGCCCUAAACCCCCACGACAACACACACACGCAGACACAAACACACACACAAACCACCACCACCACCACCGACGAAACCACCCACAGCCAAACGCUCUCCCUCCCCUCCUCCGCAUUCUUAUCCCAGGAUCAAGCCCACGAACCCAUAUCAAUCUCAAGCUCAAGCUCAAGCAAGACUGAACCCGACCCCGAACCUGAAUCCGACCUCGAACCUGAGUCUGCCUCCGACUCCAACUCCAGCAACAAAAGCGAAGAAACCACCGAAGACGAUCACGAUCACGAUCACGAUCAAGAUCAAGAUCACAACAACCCGCAACCCAGACACAGACACAAACCCAGACAAAGACAAAGACAUAAACAUAGACCAGGUCUCCCUCGCACAUCAACCCAACUCCGGCGCGACGCGUAUCUAGCCGCCAGGGCUGAUAGCUUUGAAGCCUGGGCGACGGUUUCGUUGAUUUCGACGGGGAAUAAUCAUACGGAGGAGGAGAUGGAACUUUGACUUUAUUAUUAUUGUUGUUGUUAUUAUUAUCAUCUUUAUUAUCAUAUUUCAUGAUCAGGAAGUCUGAG